GCGCAACAUGCCAAGGAAGUUUCGGACCACCUGGCGGUGCUUCCGCCAACCACACUGCCGACGUUCCUCGCCAGUGAUCUCAAUGCAGAGUUGGGUUGGGGUUGCGAUGAGCAGGGCACCUGUAGGGCAACGGGCAACAAUGGUAAGACCUUGGAAUUCUUGGGACAGUGCAUGGGCCGAGGACUCCAGGCUGUGGCUCCCCCACCUGAGGACUACCGAACACCGACUAGCCGGCCCAGGCAGUUGCACCGACGUGGCAAGCAGAUUGACUGUGUCGUGGCAAAUGCAGGAUCACCAGGGCCUUUGCGGAUCUACCGGGACUCUUGUCUUUCUUUGGGUACGGAUCAUGAGCUCAUCUCGACCACCAUCACCAUUCAGUCAUCCAUGGCAGGCCGUGCCUACGUGGACCCCGAGGAGGUGAAAAUGGCCUUCAGGAGAGGCUCGAAAGAGCCACCGCAGGUGAUUGGAUGGAAGUCAGAAGGCUCAGGACCCAUUGAGCCCUUCACGGAGGACGAAUUGCAAGGGGCUAUCGGGCAGGGCAAGCCCAACAAGGCAGUGGGGGUGGACGGAACUAGCCACGAGCUCCUCAAGGGUUUGGUUGAGGUUCCUGGGGGCCGGCAGGCACUCUUGAAGUUCUACAAUGAUGUGUAUCGCGAUGCCUCGGUCCCGGCGGCCAAUCUCCAUGGGCAGCGCUGCGGCGAAAGUGUACAGUCGGCUAUUGUUGCUGAGAACGGCACCGUGGCUGCAGGCGGAAUGGCACAAGGGCUUGGUGGCGGCUAA
Molecule: messenger RNA, 780 nt
Organism: Symbiodinium necroappetens
Lineage: Eukaryota; Dinophyceae; Suessiales; Symbiodiniaceae
Source: the annotation of a GenBank genome assembly